GUCGGAACUUCGGAACCUUUCCGGCAACAAAGAAAACGCAUACAAGGUUCUGGUGACGCACCGAAAACCUUUAUCCCCCCCUCCCCCAUCCCCUUUUUUUCCUUGUGUCCCAAAUACAAUGGUAUUCACUGAGGCUGUCCAUAGCCCCUUCACCCUAUUACCUCCAAGGUUCACAAGCUCCCCACGGCACGAACUGGCUGUUCACUUGGAAGCAGACACUAAGGGAUGGAUUCCGAGCGAAGGAGGGACUAUUCACUGUAUAUCUUGGUGCUUUAUCAAGGCUUGUUCAAAAAUGGGCAGGAGGAGAGGUUUUUGGUUUAAAUAUCCUACAAUUCCCUUGUUCGUUUUUGUUCCAACCAUUAUCACUACUACCGCCGACUAAGACAGCUCGAGACCUCCGACUAGUCGACAGUGUUUGGAAUUAGCAAGAUCGUGAGCUUUGCAGCGACCACAUUCGAGUUUUUUGCGACAGCUCCGGUACAAGAUGGCAAUUACCUACAUCAGCCCCCGAAAGCUGAAGACGUACUACAUCGAUCCAUCAUGUGAUGCAAGGUUUGACAACCAAUUUGAGAGUUUCGUCAGAGAAGCCAUGGAUUAUGCCCGUCGGGCCGUGGAUCGGCUGACCUCAGAUUCCGACACCGACUUCGCUAGAGUAUACGAAACUCUCUUCAAGAUGCCCAAGUCCGACACGCAACGGUUCAACUGGGGCAACAACUUCCGACUAAUGAACCCCCACAGCGCCUCAGUCCGAAUGACAGCCUAUGAACAUGUGGUUGGAGUGCUCAGAGACUUUGCUACAAACUGGAGAAAGACUCACAACCACUGGGAAGCAGAUGUACGGUUUCACUGCGACGCUGAAACCCGCUUCCACUUUUUAUACCUCCGCAGCUCCGACUCUUUCACCUCCCUCGACCCCCCAAACUUUGUCUUCAACACCGGCUCCUUCCCCACCAACGUCACCCGCCAAGCCUUCACUUCCUACAAGCUUUCUACCGAGGGCGCAAACGGAGAAGUCCGCGACCUGUUUGGUCUCACCGGCAUCCGAGGUGACUCCAACGUCCAGAACCCAGCCAGAGUCGUGAUUGACCUGUGCCAAGAAACAUGGGAGGCCUUCUCGGACAGCACAAGGGCAAAUAACGACAGUGCGUCGGACUUGCUGGAGUAUAGAGGUAAGGUGGAUGAUGUCUCGAAGUGGUCGAUUCCAAGGAUUAUCUUCCACGAGAUGAUGCAUUGUCGGUACUACGGCCUUGACAUGGAUGAUACGUACGCUAUAGCACUAUGUAGUGCUACCUGUACAUCGGGCUGGGAGUCGUGCAUGAAUAUCCCCAGGGGACCAAGUUGCGUUGAUGCGGAGAGAUAUGCGUUGCUGGGUUUUAUGGCUAGGUUGGCUGAUUUGAGGCCUGAGGGGGAGGAGAGGGGGGGAUAUACUCUGUCGAGGACUGAUGAGGGGGAGAGGGUGAAGGGGGUAGUGCGCUUCUAUGAGGAUGUUACUAGGUGA
Neurospora tetraspora is the source of this 1498-nucleotide messenger RNA. RefSeq lists its product as uncharacterized. The coding region runs from base 485 to 1498 and encodes 337 amino acids. The record is from RefSeq and is a predicted model, not a curated record. Lineage: Eukaryota; Fungi; Ascomycota; Sordariomycetes; Sordariales; Sordariaceae. The transcript is spliced from 3 exons.